This is a messenger RNA of Clonostachys rhizophaga, 981 nucleotides long. Lineage: Eukaryota; Fungi; Ascomycota; Sordariomycetes; Hypocreales; Bionectriaceae. The record is from the annotation of a GenBank genome assembly.
AUGCCGCCCGCCCCCCUGGCGGUGCCCUUCUCCUCCGCCGUAGCCCUCCAGUCCUCCAGCAUCGACAGGCUCCCAACCACCUUCAGGGCCAGGGGCCAACCGCUGCAGUAUACGAGAGACAACAUCGAGGACUUCCUCUCCUGUGAGCUCCGCACCCGCCGGCUGGAUGAUGUCCACCAGCACCUGUGGCUAGCCGGGCUGCCCAGGCCCGCGCACGCUCUCCAUCGCCAGGUCUCGUUCGGCCGCAAAAUUCUCAUCUCCGAGGAUCCAAAUGAGCAUCUGACCUGGCACCACUCAUACAACAACACCUUCGUCUUCAUCAAGCCGCUGCCCGAGUUUCUACUGGACUAUCAAUUCUGGGAAACGGGACUGUGCGAGAACCACGAUCUGCACAAGAGCGCGUGCGGCCUCCUGCUCUCGUACGCAUGGCUCAUCGGCCACCGCAGCGACCUCAAGAUCGCCCAUAAGGAGUCCCUCGUCCCCGAAUCAGUCACGUGGGAGGCCUGGCUCAAAUUCAUGGACGCCUUCAUGUCGUACAUCGGCGACCCCGAUCUGCAGACGCACGUCGACCGCCGCUACGCCUACGGCGACCUGCGCAUCUCCCGCCUCAACUCGCUCUACCGCUUCGGAUACGCGGGCUGGUCGCUGCACAAGCUCGUCCACGGGUUCGUGUACGGCUCGACGAGGUACACGGCCUUCUUCGAGAGCCACUUUGGCUGGAUGCUGGCCGUCUUCGUCUACCUCAGCGUCGUGCUGUCGGCGAUGCAGGUGGCGCUGGCGACGGACAGGCUGGCCAAGGAUGAGAGCUUUCAGGAGUUUUCGUACGGGUUUUCUUUGCUGUCCAUUUCCAUUGUACUAGGGGCGAUCUUCCUCAUCUUCCUCGUAUGGGUGUCGCUGUUCUGGUUUCAUCUGUUGUCUACUAAGCAGUACUGUAAAGCAGUGGCAGCUCGUAGGGAGAAGAGCGAACGUGAGAAAGCAUAG